AUAACGACUAUUCACACUGACGAGUGAAGACGUUUAUAGGACAGUGAUCCAAAGUAACUCAAAAGUAUCAAGCAACAUGAAGUCGCAAUUUGUGGUUUUACUAGCUAUCGUUAGCGCUGCUUCGGCGAGGAACAUAUUCAGCUGCCUGCCUGGCUCGGUAUUUCUGCAAGACUGCAAUGCAUGCACCUGCUCCAACGACGGGCUAUCAGCAGCUUGCACUGACAUGGCUUGUCCAGGAGAUCUGAACAGACUGACAGUUUUCCAACCCGUUUUACUGCAACCGGCAAAAGUAUGCGAGCCGAGUACAGUAUUCAAGGUUUACUGCAACACUUGCGGCUGUUCGAGCGAUGGCUCCUCAUUUUCUUGCACGCGAAUGGCCUGCAAUCAGGACAUCUGGAAUGUAGACGGUUCGCUCAAAUUCCAAUCCACAGCUGUCAGGACCAAGCGUUCCUUAGCACCCCAAGAAAAAGUUUGCGAGCCAAGAACUCAAUUCAAAGAGUACUGCAACACGUGCGGCUGCGCCGACGACGGUUUAUCUUACAUCUGCACCAGGAGAAUGUGCGACGAGAACAUCUGGAAUAAGGACGGUAGUCUGAAGAUCGACAUUACGAAGGACGUUGUUAAGCGAUCAGCACCCAAACAAAUUUGCAAGCCUCACUCCAACUUCAAGGACUACUGCAACACUUGCUUCUGUAACAACGAUGGUUCGGAAUUCGCCUGCACCAGGAUGAGUUGCCCUCCCGAAGUCUGGAACAAAGACGGCUCUCUGAAGAUUCGAGAUGUGCGCCUGGAAAAAAGAGAAGCAAAGCAAGUCUGCGAGCCACGUUCCCACUUUAAAGAUUAUUGCAACACCUGCGCCUGCUCCGAGGAUGGAACCACCUAUGGCUGCACGAUGAUGAUGUGCGACGAGAGCGUUUGGAACAAAGAUGGAACACGCAAAACUGUCGAUGGAGAGACAAACUAAACGAUUCAACUGACAGAAGAGUUGUGAUUAGUUUAUCAAAUGUGUAUUACAUUAAGGAUCUCCAUGACGGACACAGUGAUACGAAUCCAGUGGUUCCUAUUAUUUAUUUGUAUGCAGGAUGAAUGUGACGAGAGUUUAAAAUGCGUGUGAUGAAUCUGUCGAUUAAGUAUCUUGAUGUAUAUAUUUUAGAUCGUAUUAAUAAUAAAAAUCAAAUUUUACAAUAA
Nasonia vitripennis (jewel wasp) is the source of this 1188-nucleotide messenger RNA. RefSeq names its product cysteine-rich/pacifastin venom protein 2. Lineage: Eukaryota; Metazoa; Arthropoda; Insecta; Hymenoptera; Pteromalidae. The transcript has 4 exons. Bases 77 to 964 code for a protein of 295 amino acids. Gene Ontology annotation, molecular function: peptidase inhibitor activity. The record is from RefSeq and is marked validated.